Messenger RNA from Melopsittacus undulatus (budgerigar), 2200 nucleotides. RefSeq lists its product as uncharacterized. The record is from RefSeq and is a predicted model, not a curated record. The coding region runs from base 34 to 1209 and encodes 391 amino acids. Lineage: Eukaryota; Metazoa; Chordata; Aves; Psittaciformes; Psittaculidae. The transcript is spliced from 2 exons.
UGCCCGGCCGAGGAGGCCUCGAGCCCCGGGCGCAUGGCCGAGGGUGCGGGCACUGCGCAGGGGGCCCCAGUUGAGCCCCAGUGGGAUAGGCCUCACGUAAAGGUUGAGCGGCUCCAGGGUCCGCAGGGUUCCCUCCCUUUGGCCAUACGGAUCCCGCAGAGCUCCCCGAGCAUCCUGGGCAGGGUCGGCCCAGGAGGGGAUCGCGCUCUGGAGACCUCCAAGGCCUGGAGGAGCCGGCUCAGAUUGCCAUCCAGAAGGAGUCCAUCGGGGCAGCUCCAGGAGCACUGGGAGACACUGCAUGAGCUCUCUGCUGUAGUGGGAGAACUGGGGAUUCCAAUCCUGCUCACUGAGGACCACAGAGGAAACAGAGGUGAGAAUGUGAAACCAGCAGAGGAUGGAGCAGCAGUGAGCAGUGAGGCUGGAUGGCUUCUGAAGGAACUGGGGGGAAUGAAGCAGCUGAUCCGCAGACAGCCCUACCUACCUGCUCCUGGAAAGUGCAGUCUGGAUCCUGGCAGUUGCAAUAGCAAUUGUCCUUUCCACGUAUUACAGGGAGAGCCAGGAAAGGGCAGGGCACCAACUCUGUGCUACCAGGAAACCAGCAGAGAUGCUCCAGCAAACAGGGUGUGUAUAUUCAGUGAAUACACCCUACCUGGGCAACUGAGGUGGCUUGUAGAGGGAAGGCCUCUCUCCUUAGAGCAGCCAGCUUGGAAGGUGCCAGCAGCAGCGUAUGGGGGUGAUGUGCACAGUGCAGCCCUCUUGGGUGUGCAGAGGGCUGGUGACAGUGCUGCCACUGAAGGCCUUCAGGGACAUGGAGCUGGCCUGCUCUGGGAUCUGCAAGGUACAGGGUGUGGGCUCAGGACCCCAGGGACCAGGAUCCUGUCCAGCUGCAGGUCCCAGCACACUCUGGUCCUGCUGGGGUUGCUCUCCCUCAUGCUCUUUCUCUGUUUUAAAGGCAGCUUCUCUGUGAAGCGUUUUGGGACUCAGCUGAAAAGGGGUUGCUCCCCUCCUGAUGGAUACAAGCCGGUACCUACACAGGUACCCGUGGGCCCUUCCAGCCCCGCUCCAGCAGCAGGAGCCUUGUGGCUGGGGACCCAGUGCAGGCACCAAGGCCAUGGAGCCCUGCAAGCAUCCUCCCAUGGCGGUUCCCAUGGCAACUCCCUGGCUCACAGUCUCCCAGCCCACACAGCUGUAGCCGCAGGAUGGCUUUAGCCACAUGCAGCACCCACCAGCCCUGCGCCUGUGCCAGGGUCUUGUCACCUGCUGCCCUCUGCUCCCACCACUGCUGUCCCCUCCUGCCACCCAGCACCUCCUGUCCCUCCUCAAAGGAUCCAUCAUCUUGCUCCCUACUGCAGAGAGCUGCUCCAGGAAGUCCCCCCAACCAAAGCACCUUUCCCAGGGCCCUGCAAAGCCCUUAAUUCUCCUUUUCCUGCAGUCUAUCAUGCAGAAAACAAGGAAUAACUGGUAACAGGUGAGAGGAACAGCACUCACGGAGAAGAAGGAAGCUAAGCAGGACAAGUAGGUCUGUGUACAGGAGAGUUCCCUCCUCUGCACUUCAGCAGGUCCUGGCUCUGCACAUUCCGGGAUGGCCUGGCCAGGCAGAAGUCUGCUGGCCUGUGCCUGCAUCCAAGAUUUCCCUGGUUUUUGGUGCUGGUGCCCAGCUCCAGUCUCACGCUUCAAACUGCUGUAAAAAGGAAAGGCAACAGCUAAUAAUUUGCAGAGAAAAAGCCUUGCAACAAGACCUGAAGCUCAAUGUCAAAUAGACUGAGAGGCUACAAUGUGAGAAAGAGGAGAAAAUAGCAUGUAUGGGGAAGCCUUGCUCUGAGAGCCAGGGCAUGAGGAGGCUCAAGUCCCAGAGCUGGAGCAAGGCAGCUUAAAGUUAGGAGUAAAGACUUUCCACCACUUGAAACCUCCUAAAACCAUGCAUGGCUUUUGGGAAGAAGGAUUUAACCAAUCCCAGGUCCCCAGUCAGCCUUGGAAGUUGAGGGACAACAUCCUAAGGAAUAAAACAAGUGGAUGCACAGGUGGCAAUGGGCUACCAGGGCAGAGUCACCCCACAUCCUGCCGGGAAGGUGAGACUCAGCUGGGAAGGUCCAUCCGGGUCUCAUAAUACAUUCAGAAGGGAUCUGUGUAGAGGGUCUCAAUCAAAUUCAGGUGCUCUGGAAUGAGUGGGCAAGUCCCCAUGUGAAUAAAUACCUGGAUA